AUGCAGACAGCAGUUGCUGCGCUUGCGUGGCCUAAAUUCGUUAUGCUGACGCUUCUUUCUUUUGCAGCAAUAAAUAUACUAAUGCCAAGCGACUUGGGAACAUGGUUCAGGACCAUCCCCAUAGUAACCAGAUACUGGUUCGCUCUUUCUGUCGUCAUUCCCUUACUCGGAAGGUUCGGCCUUAUCAACCCAUUAUGGAUGUAUCUUGAUUGGGAUCUUUUCGUCCAUCGGUUUCAUGGAAUAUGCAUGGCAGCUGGCGUGUACUUUUUGCUUGAACCAAUGGUACUCAGCGUUUUGUACGUUUGGUGUCAACUCAACAAGGACACAAUCGUUUCUUUCUGGUUUGGAACACAGUUCAAAGCUAUGUACCUUCCUUGGAUCUUAUGUGCGUUCAAUGCUAUCCUACGAGGAGGUGGCAUGAACGAGCUGCUUGGCAUUCUGGUUGGACACACUUACUACUUCUUGGCCUUUGACUACCCACUCCAACAUGGUGGAUCAAUGUUCCUUCGCACUCCUCAGUUCCUCUACAAUCUCUUACCAAAUGAGGAAGGAGGUGUGCAUGGAUUUGGAGCCGAGCGAAUCAAUCAACGACGAGGUGAUGCAGGAGGUGGUGGACGACAUGCAUGGGGUCGGGGACAAGCUUUGGGUGAGAUAUAUUUGCGAAUUUUGCAUAGUAUAACGUGUAGGCGGUUGCAACUGGCCAUGUAUCUCCCUUGGAUCUUAUGUGCGUUCAAUGCUAUCUUGCGAGGCGGUGGCAUGAACGAGCUUCUUGGCAUUCUGGUUGGACACACUUACUAUUUCUUGGCAUUUGACUAUCCACUCCAACAUGGUGGAUCGAUGUUCCUCCGCACCCCUCAGUUCCUCUAUAAUCUUUUACCAAAUGAGGAAGGAGGCGUGCACGGAUUUGGAGCUGAGAGAAUCAAUCAGCGACGAGGUGAUGCAGGAGGUGGACGACAUGCUUGGGGUCGGGGUCAGGCUUUGGGUGGUGAUUAA
Molecule: messenger RNA, 993 nt
Organism: Cylicostephanus goldi
Lineage: Eukaryota; Metazoa; Nematoda; Chromadorea; Rhabditida; Strongylidae
Source: the annotation of a GenBank genome assembly